Messenger RNA from Rhizoctonia solani, 1107 nucleotides. RefSeq lists its product as uncharacterized. The coding region runs from base 1 to 1107 and encodes 368 amino acids. NCBI's taxonomy places the organism in Eukaryota, Fungi, Basidiomycota, Agaricomycetes, Cantharellales, Ceratobasidiaceae. The transcript is spliced from 3 exons. The record is from RefSeq and is a predicted model, not a curated record.
AUGUUGGGUUCGUGGGGAAUUAAUUUCUCAGCAUCGCCAGAAAGCACGUCCUCGCUAUUGGGCACCGGCGAUGAAUUCUUUAACAUGUCUGAUUCUGCCACGCCCUCGUUGAGUCUCCCAUCUCCUCUGAGCGAGGAGCCACGUACAGUACUGAGCAUAUCGACCACUUUCUAUCCGGGCGCGCCAGAAACCGAGAAAUCGGAUCUAUGGCUAUCGUCGAGCGAUGGAGUAUUCUUUUUUGUUCAACGGAGCCGCCUACUAGAGGGCUCGUCAAAUUUAUUCGGGGGGUUAUUGCUGUCGUUGGAGGAGAAAAGAAAACAGACAAAGGUCGCGCCAUCAGUGCACGAGAGCCCGAUAGCAGAGGACAUAUCGAUCCUUGACCCGACAAUUGAUCUCAACUCGAUAUCCGCAGUUGAAGACACCGUGUUCAAUAUCCCCGAGGCAGACGAGGAUGCACCGCCGGUCAUCCCGCUAUGCGAAGAGGCAGCAUUGUUGAAUAUCAUCUUGCUUAUCAUAUACCGUCUGCCAAUGGAGCGAUAUCGGCCGGAUUUGCAGUUGAUGUGUCGAGCGGCCCCCGCCCUCGUAUCCUAUGGCUACCGUCUCGAGAACCUCAUCUCGCCAGCUUCCGAAGCAUUCCGUCUUCUUAUCGCCCAUUCUAUUACCCAUCCUCUCGUCGUCUACGCCCUUGCUGCAGCCUACAACCUCGACUCAUUGGCCGUAGCCUCGAGCAGGAACACGUUGGGCAUCGAGUUGUCGCAGAUUACCGAUGAUCUAGCCGGCGUUAUGGGUCCGAUAUACCUACGGAGGCUAUUUUUCCUCCAUAUGGGAAGAACAGAUGCCCUCAAACGCUUACUACUCGAGCCACCUGCGGGCCACAUGCCUUUACCUCAGUGCGGUCCCGACGAUCAAAAAUCCCUCACGCGGGCGUGGGCAUUGGCUAUCGCAUACAUGACCGUCGAAGCCAAGCCCAACACCCAUGCUACCAUGAUAAGCUCCGGGUUGAGUGCAUUAGGUGAACAUCUCGAGUGUCAAAAAUGUCGAGCCUGUCUUGAUGAGCGAAUACAGACCAUUGUUCAACAAUGGUCUAUGGUCGGAUCCACUAUAUGA